Paraphaeosphaeria sporulosa is the source of this 1900-nucleotide messenger RNA. RefSeq names its product MFS transporter-like protein. The record is from RefSeq and is a predicted model, not a curated record. Gene Ontology annotation, molecular function: transmembrane transporter activity. Gene Ontology annotation, cellular component: fungal-type vacuole membrane. Gene Ontology annotation, biological process: transmembrane transport. NCBI's taxonomy places the organism in Eukaryota, Fungi, Ascomycota, Dothideomycetes, Pleosporales, Didymosphaeriaceae. The coding region runs from base 270 to 1811 and encodes 513 amino acids. The transcript has a single exon.
AGGCCCUGCAGUUGGACAACUGCUAACAGAGCGGUCAAAAUGGAGGUUAGCAGAUGCAGUAGUCGAGGCUCGAACGGCAACCGCGGCCGGCCUUGCAUAUGGCGAUUCGCGACUCUUCUUACUUCUCUCUUUUCUUUUCUUUUCUUUUCUUUUCUUUCCUACACCUUGUUCGCAUGAGAUAGCGUUGCUGUGCCUGUCGAGCGGGCUUUCUACUUGCUGCGUCAACAAUUCUCGUGAAAAGCUCACCAAAGCAACCCUCCCGAAACACAAUGGCUCCAACAAUCCUCUCACGCUUCGCGCGUUUUCUGGGCGUGCACUCCCUCCGCGCAACAGGCCGAGAUGCCUACAUCAUCAUCACGCUCCGCUGUCUGCGCAUGUUCUCCGCCGGCAUCCCCUCCCUCAUUCUCGCGCUGUUCUUUGCGUCUUUAAAUUUCCCCGACUCUCGUAUCGGCUUGUUCAUGACGUUGACCCUGCUGGGCGACGUUGUUCUGUCGCUGGUCCUUACGCUCGUAGCGGACAAACUUGGACGCCGCAAGACUCUCCUCUUUGGCUCCGCGAUGAUGGUGCUGUCAGGCACUGCGUUCGCCAUGUCCGAGAACUUCUGGGUGUUACUGGGCGCAGCGGUGAUUGGAGUGAUCAGUGUAACGGGUGGAGAUGCUGGGCCAUUCAGAGCGGUAGAAGAGAGUACGUUGAGCGGGCUGACGAACGAACGGACGAGGAGCGAUGUCCUAGCGUGGUAUGUCACUGCUACGACGAUGGCGGGGGCUGUAGGGUCAGAGGUCGCUGGGCGGCUGGUCACGUGGGUCGAGAAGAGCAGCGGCGACGUGAAGAAGGCAUACCAUAUCCUGUUCUGGAUGUAUGCCGCGUUUGGUGUUGUGGGGUGCGUGCUGUGUCUGGGACUGAGCAAGCAAUGCGAGGCGGCCAACGAAAAGACCAAGGAGAUGCAAGAACGCGGGCGCGGUGUGUCCCGCGGCGAUGGCGAAGAAGAGGAGGUCCUGCUCGAGGCCAUGACGCCUACUACAGACGGCCACGCGCGCUCCUCCGAGUCGCAAAGACCCAACAUCCGUGUCGCUAGCAAGGAGAAGGCGUCCUACUUCUCGCAGAUCUCCAAGCAGACACGCAGCAUCAUGUACAAGCUCUGGGCGCUGCUCGCAAUCGACUCCCUCGCCGACGGCAUGACGCCCUACUCCCUGAUGAACUACUACGUCGAUCAGAAAUUCCACCUCUCCAAGGCGACCCUUGGCGACAUCACGUCCGCAUCAAUGUUCCUCUGUGCCGUGUCCUCCAUCUUUGCGGGGCCCCUGUCCAAAUACAUUGGCCUGAUCAACACCAUGGUGUUUACACAUCUGCCUUCGUCUAUCGCAAGCGCGUUUAUCCCGCUCCCGAACUCCGUCGGCUGGACCGUUGGUUUGCUGCUCUUCCGCGCAGCCCUGAACAGCAUGGACCAAGCCCCCCGCGCGGCUUUCAUUGCUGCAGUCGUUAAGCCCGAGGAACGGACUGGUGUCAUGGGCAUCACGCACAUGUUGCGCACGCUGGCGAUGAGUGUGGGCCCGUCGAUCACUGGGAUAUUGGCUGGCAACGACAAGUUCUUCGCGGCGUUUGUGGCCACGGGGAUUUGCAGGGUCACGUACGACGUGGGGUUGUGGGUGUUGUUUGUCAAUGUCAAGGUUGACGGGAGCAACAGAAAAGAGGAUGACAGGAGGGAUAGUGUAGAUGAGGCUGCAUGGGAUGAGUUGCUGGGGGAUACGGACAGUGAGGGUAGCAGUUGGGAUGGGCGGAAGAGCAAGGACGAGGAGAGGGGUACAGUUUGAUGUGAGCUGGCUGCAUGGAAUUGGAUACUGUACUUUCCACGACUCAUGAAUCCGCACAAACUACUAAAAUUUGAAAUCUAUCAAGUUCU